AACCGCCGCUGCCAGCUGCGCGCUCGGGGGAAAAGACGUUGCGCCCCCGCCGAUUGCCGGUUUCCGGGGCGCUACCCCGGAUCUCAGGUGGUCAGUCCCGGUACGCAACCACGGCGAGGACCCGGCACUGCUAACGGAGAUGGGAAGCCGUUUCCCGCGGGCUUCAUACAGACACGGUAUUAAGACAGCCCGAGUCGCGGACCAGUCCAACAGGCAGGCGGAUCAGUGGGCAGCCCGCGUGCGCGAGGACCCCGGUGGCGGCACCGGGUGGCGGGAAGGAGGAAGUUUCAAAGCCAGCUGACCUGGUUGUGGCCGUUGGGCAAGAUGAAGCUACACUGUGAGGUGGAGGUGAUCAGCCGGCACUUGCCCGCCUUGGGGCUUAGGAACCGGGGCAAGGGCGUCCGAGCCGUGUUGAGCCUCUGUCAGCAGACUUCCAGGAGUCAGCCGCCCGCCCGAGCCUUCCUGCUCAUCUCCACCCUGAAGGACAAGCGCGGGACCCGCUAUGAGCACUCAGGAUAGAAUAGCAAAGGAGACAAGAUUCCUGCUCUCAUGGAGUUUGUAUAUAACCUACGGGGAGGUGUGCCCACCCCAGGCUAGUGGACUGAAGUUAUGAAGCUAAGGGAGAACAUUGAGCAAUUCUUCACCAAAUUUGUGGAUGAGGGGAAAGCCACUGUUCGGUUAAAGGAGCCUCCUGUGGAUAUCUGUCUAAGUAAGGCCAAUUCCAGCAGUUUAAAAGGUUUCCUUUCAGCUAUGAGACUGGCUCAUAGAGGCUGUAAUGUUGAUACACCAGUUUCAACGCUCACACCAGUGAAGACUUCAGAAUUUGAAAACUUUAAAACUAAAAUGGUUAUCACAUCCAAAAAAGACUAUCCUCUAAGUAAGAACUUUCCAUAUUCCUUGGAACAUCUUCAGACUUCUUACUGUGGGCUUGUCCGAGUUGAUAUGCGUAUGCUUUGCUUAAAAAACCUUAGGAAAUUAGACUUGAGUCACAACCAUAUAAAAAAGCUUCCAGCUACAAUUGGAGACCUCAUACACCUUCAAGAACUUAACCUGAAUGACAAUCACUUGGAGUCAUUUAGUGUAGCCUUGUGUCAUUCUACACUCCAGAAGUCACUUCAGAGUUUGGACCUCAGCAAGAACAAAAUCAAGGCACUCCCUGUGCAGUUUUGCCAGCUCCAGGAACUUAUGAAUUUAAAACUUGACGAUAAUGAAUUGAUUCAAUUUCCUUGCAAGAUAGGACAACUAAUAAACCUUCGCUUUUUGUCAGCAGCUCGAAAUAAGCUUCCAUUUUUGCCUAGUGAAUUUAGAAAUUUAUCCCUUGAAUACUUGGAUCUUUUUGGAAAUACUUUUGAACAACCAAAAGUCCUUCCAGUAAUAAAGCUGCAAUCACCAUUAACUUUAUUGGAAUCUUCUGCACGAACCGUAUUACAUAAUAGGAUUCCAUAUGGCUCUCAUAUCAUUCCAUUCCAUCUCUGCCAAGAUUUGGAUACUGCAAAAAUUUGUGUUUGUGGAAGAUUCUGUCUGAACUCUUUCAUUCAAGGAACUACUACCAUGAAUCUGCAUUCUGUUGCCCACACUGUGGUCUUAGUAGAUAAUAUGGGUGGUACUGAAGCACCUAUUAUCUCUUAUUUCUGUUCUCUAGGCUGUUAUGUAAAUUCCUCUGAUAUGUUAAAGUAAUGAGUGAGACCUGAAAAAGAAAUUUCAAUAACAGAUCAGUUUGGGGUGCAUGUAUGAUUUAGCAGCAUCAAAUUGGAGUAAGGGAUGAUUUCUGUAUACUUGCUGGAGAGGAGGAAUGUGUAUAGUUACUCAUUUAAAUGACUCCAAAACUUUUAUUAAAACCAAUUUUAAUUUUA
Molecule: messenger RNA, 1853 nt
Organism: Nomascus leucogenys (northern white-cheeked gibbon)
Lineage: Eukaryota; Metazoa; Chordata; Mammalia; Primates; Hylobatidae
Gene: LRR1
Product: leucine rich repeat protein 1
Exons: 5
Coding region: 610-1677 (355 amino acids)
Molecular function (GO): protein binding
Source: RefSeq, a predicted model, not a curated record